AUGGCGCCGUCAACCCUGAAUUUGCUUGCUUACGGAGCAGGUGCGUUGCUCUUGUAUUGGGUUGCACUAGCUAUAUACCGCUUGUACCUGAGUCCGAUCGCAAAGUUUCCUGGUCCUAGAUUGGCCGCACUCACCUUAUGGUACGAGUUCUAUCACGAUGUGGUACGCGGCGGUCAAUAUUGCUUCAAAAUCAAUGAACUUCACGAUCAAUACGGGCCAAUAAUCAGGAUCAAUCCAUAUGAACUUCAUGUCCGCGACCCAGACUUUUACGAUGUACUCUACAGUGGUCCAGGACAGAAACGCGACAAGUGGUGGUGGGCGGUAGAAAUGUUUGGGAACAGUUCUUCCAUGUUUGGAACCAUUUCUCACGACCAACAUCGGCUUCGACGAGGGGCAUUGAACCCUUUCUUCUCCAAGCAAGCCAUAACUCGAAUGGAGCCAUUGAUACGUGACCUCCUCGAAAAACUUUGCGCACGAUUUGAGAAAUUCCGCGAAACCGGGGAGCCUGUUGAUACACUCCAUGCUUUUGCUGCAUUGACGACGGAUAUAAUUACCAUGUAUUCCUUCAACACUUCUUAUGGCUGUUUAGAAGACCCUGAAUGGAACUGGACAUGGCCACAAGCAAUGGUCGAAAGUACAGCCAGCGUGCAUUUGAACAAACAAUUUAAAUGGCUAUUUCCUGCGAUGCAAGCUACCCCUGUAUGGAUUGUCGAAAAGGUGAAUCCACCGGUAAUGAAGAUCAUCAAUUUUCAGAAGGACUUGGCACGACAAAUCAGUGCCUUGAAGAACAACAACAACGAAGCAGCAGCAAAUCAAGGGAAAGAGAAAUCUUCACAUCGAACGAUCUUUCACGAGCUCCUGAAUGGAGAUCUCCCUGCCAAAGAGAAAUCCAUUCCCCGUCUUGUCGACGAGGGUCAGACCAUGAUCGCAGCAGGCCAAGAGACAUCAUCGUUCUUCCUCAAAACCACGACCUACCAUAUCAUCGCGAAUCCAGAGAUCUAUUCCACUCUCAAGGCGGAGCUGAAGAAAGCCAUCCCCAAUCCCAACUCCGUUCCACCCCUGGCACAGCUGGAAGCACUUCCGUACCUCCACGCCGUGGUUCAGGAAGGCCACCGUUUCUCGCACGGAGUAGUAGGGCGUCUCGAACGGAUUUCGCCCAACGACCCCAUCCCCUACCAGAACUGGGUCAUCCCCGCCGGAACACCCGUGUCCAUGACCUCUCUGAUCCAGCACCGCGACCCCGUCAAGUUUCCCGACCCCAUGAAAUUCAACCCAGACCGCUGGCUGGUCUCCGGUUCCGAGAAGAGCGAGAAAUACCUUGUCCCCUUCAGCAGGGGCACACGUCAAUGCAUGGGGAUCAACCUGGCCACGGCAGAGAUCUACCUGACAUUGGCGACGGUUUUUCGAAGAUUCGACCUCGAGCUGUUCGAGACAACGGCCAGAGAUGCAGAGAUUGCGCACGACUUCUUCAUUCCGCAUGGUCAUGCUGAUUCCAAGGGCGUCAGGGUCGUGUUCAAGUGA
Molecule: messenger RNA, 1521 nt
Organism: Exophiala bonariae
Lineage: Eukaryota; Fungi; Ascomycota; Eurotiomycetes; Chaetothyriales; Herpotrichiellaceae
Exons: 3
Coding region: 1-1521 (506 amino acids)
Molecular function (GO): iron ion binding; heme binding; oxidoreductase activity, acting on paired donors, with incorporation or reduction of molecular oxygen
Source: RefSeq, a predicted model, not a curated record